Messenger RNA from Hyla sarda, 1560 nucleotides. Its product is annotated as vomeronasal type-2 receptor 26-like. Gene Ontology annotation, molecular function: G protein-coupled receptor activity. Gene Ontology annotation, cellular component: membrane. The transcript is spliced from 6 exons. The record is from RefSeq and is a predicted model, not a curated record. Gene Ontology annotation, biological process: G protein-coupled receptor signaling pathway. Bases 82 to 1560 code for a protein of 492 amino acids. Lineage: Eukaryota; Metazoa; Chordata; Amphibia; Anura; Hylidae.
AGUGUAGGCUGGGCUGGAGCCGUGCUAGUAAACGAAAGGAACUGUGGGAACCCAUGUGCAGACCGGAAGACAGAGAGGUACAUGAAGCAGGAAGUAACGGAGUUUCAGCUGGGAUUGCGGGCGAACGGAAUGAGCAAUUUAGACGGGGACCAGGUCAUUAUGAAGCUAUCACGAUAUAUAAAAGAAGAAAAUAUUUUUUUAAGUGAAAAUGAAGAUUGGAUAACACGACUAGAUAUUCAGAAUUGGGUAACAAGAGGAUAUACUGGAAAUGUAAAAACAUCUAAAAUGGUUGUCGGAAGAUUUGAUGCAUCUUUUCUUGAAGAUAAACAGCUGGAUAUUAAUCCCCAGAUAAUAACAUGGAGACAGAACUCAAUCCCUAAAGGUCGGUGCAGUGAGUCCUGUCUGCCAGGAACCCGAAAAGUUCUCAGAGAAGGAUAUUACAUCUGUUGCUAUGACUGUAUUCCAUGUCCAGACGGAGAAUUUACAAUCCAUUCAGAUAGUGAAAAUUGCCAGAAAUGUCCUGAAGAUGAAUGGCCAAAUGAGAUAAAGAACACUUGUGUUGUGAGGGAUUAUGAGUUUCUCUCAUAUGAAUCUGAUGUUGUUUCUUUAGUCUUCUCCAUCAUCUCCAUAUUAUUCUCUCUUAUAACUGUAUUUAUAAUUGGAAUAUUCACUUUAUUCUGGAAAUCUCCCAUUGUCAGAGCCAAUAACCGGAACCUAAGCUUCAUUCUCCUGACCUCUCUCAUGUUCAGCUUACUCUGUGUGUUUCUAUUCAUCGGUCGUCCAGUGGAUAUAACCUGCAUGCUGAGACAAAUCUUCUUUGGGAUCUUCUUCACAGUAGCCGUGUCUUCUGUCCUGGCCAAGACCAUCAUAGUCUGCAUAGCAUUCAAGGCCACCAGACCAGACAGCUCCUGGAGAAAGUGUGUGGGGGUUAAGCUUCCUUAUUCUGUAGUGUUGGUCUGUUCAUCUCUUCAGAUCCUGAAUGCAGUUAUCUGGUUGUCAUUGUCUCCUCCAUAUCAAGAACUUAACCUGGAUUAUCCUGGGAAGAUCAUCAUUCAGUGUAAUGAAGGGUCUGUCUUGGCCUUUUACCUCAUGUUGGGUUAUAUGGGGUUUCUGGCGGCUGUGAGUUUUGUUCUAGCUUUCAUGGUGAGGACAUUACCUGAUAUCUAUAAUGAAGCCAAGUACAUCACCUUCAGCAUGCUGGUGUUCUGCAGUGUCUGGAUCGGUGCCAUCCCGGCCUAUCUGAGCAGUGCAGGGAAACACAUGGUCACUGUAGAGAUAUUUGCCAUAUUGGCCUCAGGUGGAGGAAUAUUGAUCUGCAUGUUUCUACCUAAAUGUUACAAUAUCCUGAUGGAGCCUGAAGUGAACAAUAAAAUGGUGAACUCUAAAGAUAAUGUCUCUGGAUUUUGCUGGGUCUGGGUGUUUCGCUCUGAGGGCUCUGUGAGCCCUGUCCAAUUCCAGUGGAGUGUCCUGAGGUUUUUGGAGUAUGCCGUUAAAGAUGUCAUCAAGGUGAUCUAUUUUCGCCGCUUGGUGGAGGAAGAGAUUCUUUGUGGCUUCUUGUAG